This is a messenger RNA of Caenorhabditis elegans, 2035 nucleotides long. RefSeq names its product Intermediate filament protein ifa-4 (gene ifa-4). The record is from RefSeq and is marked reviewed. Bases 4 to 1731 code for a protein of 575 amino acids. Gene Ontology annotation, biological process: cytoskeleton organization. Lineage: Eukaryota; Metazoa; Nematoda; Chromadorea; Rhabditida; Rhabditidae. The transcript has 10 exons. Gene Ontology annotation, cellular component: intermediate filament; cytoplasm.
GAAAUGUCGGAGAGCGAAUACCGAAGCUCAAUUUCGGUUCGACCAACGUUUAACAGAACAAUGCAAUCCACCGCCACCUAUGGAAGUACUAUUUCUUCUGGAACUAGCCGCACACUCAAGAUCACAGAGAUCGGUGGAUCUAAUCUAACAUCAGGCAUGUCUCCAUUCGGAGGCCAUGCCGCCUCUGCCAUUCGUGAAUCUCGUACUCGCGAGAAAAAAGAAAUGAGUGAACUCAAUGACCGCCUGGCGAGCUACAUUGAGAAAGUUCGAUUCUUGGAGGCUCAAAAUCGCAAGAUGGAGAAGGACUUGAAUUUGCUCCGUGGAAAAUGGGGACACGAUUCUACAAGUGUUAAAGUUAUGUAUGAGACUGAGCUCAGAAGUGCGAAAGACCUGAUCGCCGAUUCUGACAAAGAAAGAGCUCAGCUAGAAGAUCAAAUUAAGAAACUUGUUGAAGAGCUGAACAACUAUAGAAACAAACUUCAUGAGGCUGAAAGAGGUGCUGACGUUACACGUAAAGAGCUUGACAAUGUGCUCGGAAGACUUGGAGCAUUGGAAGCCGAGAUUGAGCUAUUGAAAAGAAGAAUUUCUCUGAUGGAAGAAAGCAUCGGUCAUUUGAAGCGCGAAAAUCAUCGUAUGAUCGACUCACUUCAUCAUGCCAGAAAUGCUGUGGAACAAGAAACUCUGAACCGCAUCGAUUAUCAAAAUCAAGUGCAGACACUACUGGAGGAGUGUGAUUUCAUUCGCAGAAUUCAUGAUUCGGAAAUCCACGAUCUUCUCGCUAUGGCAUCUCGUGAUACUACGGUGGAAAACCGCGAAUAUUUCAAGAAUGAGUUAUCCUCUGCUAUUCGUGAGAUCAGAAGCGAAUAUGAUCAUGUGAGCAACACUACCCGUACUGACAUCGAGUCUUGGUACAAGCUGAAGGUUCAAGAAAUUCACACUCAAAAUUCUCGCAACUGCUUGGAGCAGAAUUAUGCUCGCGAGGAAGUUAAGAGACUCCGCACAACACUUGGUGAUAUGCGUGGAAAGAUGGCGGAUCUAGAAGGAAGAAAUCUUCUCCUCGAAAAACAAAUCGAAGACCUCAACUACCAGAUGGAAGAGGAUAUGAGAUCAUAUGAACAAUCACUGAACGAUAAGGACACAUCGAUCAACAAACUUCGUGACGAGAGCAAGAUCCUGAUGGUUGAGCUUCAAAUGCUCAUUGAUACAAAACAGACUCUCGAUGCUGAAAUUGUGAUCUACCGUAAGAUGCUUGAUGGAGAAGAGAAUCGCGCAGGUCUACGUCAGCUCGUCGAGCAGGUUGUUAAGACAACAUCUAUUCAUCAAACCAAGGAAAUUGAGAGUCUUCGAGUUCUCAAAGGUGAAACGACUAGUCAUUCGUCGUAUUCCAGAUCAGCAAAAGGAAAUAUUGCAAUUCAGGAAGCCGAGCCAUCUGGAAAGUACAUUGUACUGGAGAACAUCUCAAGACGUGAUGAGAACAUCGGAGACUGGAAACUCCGUCGGAAGAUUGCCGGAAAACGCGAAAUCGUGUUCACCUUCCCGCGCGAGUUCACCCUUCGUGCUCAAAAGAGCGUGAAAAUUUUCGCACGUGGGCAGGGAGUUCAUUCCCCACCCGAUAGUCUUGUGUACGACCUCGAAGACUCGUUCGGCACCGGAAACGACGUCGUUACUACUCUCUACAACAAAGAAGGAGAGGACCGUGCUUCCCACAGCCAACGUGCUUCACACACCUAAUUGCAUCAACCAAUUAAAUCCUAUUGAACCCGGAAUUACUCUCGCUUGCCUCAACUCUCUACUUUUAAUGUUUGAUCGAAUCUUGACCCAAGAUACAUUUGUUCUCACCGUUAGCCAUUCCUAUAAAUGUUCGGAUUUUCAGAAUAAACCAAUACUGUUUUGAACCGCCAAAGUGAAACAUUGAUUUUCGUUUCAUAUCAUACGAAAAGCCUUUCAUUUUUUGGCUAACUCUCUAACAUUUCCAUUGCUUUACCAUGUGCUUUUUCCAUCAAUUAACAUUUGUAAACUAUAAACUGCUUAUUUU